AUGUUUUGCAGAGCGUGCCGUCGCGCAAUUGCGCUCCCCAAGCCCGCUUUGAAUGCCCUCAUUACCAAAGCUCCCCUCUCAAGUCUCUCGAUCGCAGCAAGAAGCUACACUCUUCGAUCUACUCCUACCAACCCACUAGUCAAGAGAUCUGUCCUCGCGAUCCGGUCAUCACCUCAUAUCAACCUCCGAUCGAGCUCCAAGCGCUCCUACUCCUCCGCGACCGAGACCCCGAUAGCCCUCGAGAAGCCCGACCACCUUGACGAUGCCGAGUCAACGAUAUGGGAUAAGCUGACCGCCGAGUUCGCGCCUUCGGAGCUCAUUGUACAAGACGUUUCGGGCGGAUGCGGUUCCAUGUACGCCAUCGACAUCACCUCGGCUAAGUUCAAGGGCGCCAAUAUGCUGAAGCAGCAGCGCAUGGUCAAUGCCGUCUUGGGCGAUAUGAUGAAGCAGUGGCAUGGUGUCCAGCUGCGCACCAAGGCGCCUCAAUAA
This is a messenger RNA of Colletotrichum godetiae, 489 nucleotides long. Its product is annotated as bola-like protein. Gene Ontology annotation, cellular component: mitochondrial matrix. The transcript has a single exon. The coding region runs from base 1 to 489 and encodes 162 amino acids. Lineage: Eukaryota; Fungi; Ascomycota; Sordariomycetes; Glomerellales; Glomerellaceae. The record is from RefSeq and is a predicted model, not a curated record.